ACUGUUUUGUUUGUUAGUUAAUUUAUCAAUGAAAAUGCUCAAAUAUGCCUGGCAAAAUGGCUUGCAACAGCGCAACAGGUGGCUCAGGCAGCUCUCCGCUUAUAUCCCGCAGCGAAGCUACAAUAGCAAAAUCAGAAACAUUGGUAUUUUGGCGCACAUCGAUGCAGGCAAAACGACGACCACAGAGCGCAUGCUGUUCUAUGCGGGCAAGACGCGGGCCUUGGGGGAAGUGCAUCGCGGUAAUACGGUGACCGAUUACCUAACCCAGGAGCGGGAGCGGGGCAUAACGAUAUGCAGCUCAGCAGUUACAUUUCCUUGGAACGGCCACCGCAUUAAUCUGCUGGACACACCUGGACACAUUGACUUCACCAUGGAGGUGGAGCAAUCUCUGUACGCCGUGGACGGUGUGGUCGUGGUCUUGGAUGGAACGGCUGGUGUGGAGGCCCAGACAGUCACCGUUUGGACGCAGGCGGACAAGCACAAGCUUCCUCGUCUUGUAUUCGUCAACAAGAUGGAUCGUCCUGAUGCAGACUUUGAUAAAUGUGUUCACGAUCUGAAAGCAAAGCUGGAAACGCAGCCAGUAUGCUUACAGUAUCCUGUGAAAAGCGAGGAUGGAGUGUUGGCCAUUAAUGAUGUCAUUACACUGGAGCAAUUGAGCUGGCAGCAAAAGGAUUUGGGCCGCAGCUACAAUAGAAUCAAACUGGAGCCUUCGGAUGAACUGCGCGAGCUGCAGGACAGGCGUAACGAACUGAUUGAUACGCUGUCGGGAUUAGACGAUGAACUGGCUGACGUAGUUAUCAGCACGGAAAGCUUUGCCAGUGUUGAUGGCGCUCUAAUUGAUAGGGCUCUUCGACGGGCAACAUGUCAGCAGAAGGUGGUUCCCGUUCUCCUAGGCUCGGCGUACAAAAACGUUGGCAUUCAGCGGCUGAUGGAUGCAGUGAAUGACUAUUUGCCGGCGCCGGAAGAACGCAAUCAGAUCUACGAUUGCUUCGGAUCUGAGGUGGCUGCCAAAGUAUUUAAAAUUGUGCAUGAUAAGCAGCGAGGACCUUUGACGCUGGUGAGGAUUCUACGUGGGGAGAUAAAGCGUGGCAUGCGCCUUGUAUCUGCUCGUGGCCAGGCGGAGGUGGUGUCUAAACUGUAUGAGCCUUUAGCAGACGAAUAUCGAGAGGUCAGUUCCUUGCAGGCCGGAGAUGUGGUCAUAUGUGCGGGCCUAAAGUCAACAGUGACUGGUGACCUGUUGACCUCGAGUCAGUCUUCUCUUAAAAAUGCUCAGAAACGCUUGAAGCAAAGUCUAGGCACAUCUUCGAGCAAGAACGAGGAAGAUGAAGACUCCGACGAAUCAGACGAGCUUUUCUCUUUGGAUCCGCCUAUACCAGAUGCUGUGUAUUUCUGCUCCAUCGAACCACCCAGCAUAUCCUCACAAACGGCCAUGGAGCAGGCUCUACGACAGUUGCAACGCGAGGAUCCCAGUCUGCGGGUUAGCUACGAUACGGUGACUGGACAAACGGUGCUCGGCGGAAUGGGCGAGCUCCAUAUGGACAUCAUCAAGUCGCGCAUCCUGAGUGAGUACAAAAUCGACGUCGAACUGGGACCACUGCAGAUCGCCUAUAAAGAGACCAUUGAGUCGCCCGCAAUAACGACGUUGAGCGUGGAGAAGGAAAUCGCUGGCAGCAAGCAAAAUGUCAGCAUUACAAUGGAGCUAGUGAGGGACCAAAGCGACUUGUUCAGCUUAGAUAAGUCUCCAGAAAAUCUGCCCAACCUCAACACAUUGCGUCCACGCAUUCUUCAGGUCUUGAAGAAGGGUUCCAUCAGUGCCUUGGAGCGUGGACCUCGCGUGGGUGGACAGGUGGUGGAGACGCAGAUUCGUCUGCAUAAUGCCACUAUUGGCCGGGGUACCGCCGACUCCUUCGUCAUGGCCACGGCGGCGCAGUGCGUCCAAAAGUUGCUCAGCACGAGUGGAACGCGUCUGUUAGAGCCUAUUAUGGCCCUGCAAAUUGUGGCGCCCAGUGAACGUAUCUCUGGGAUUAUGGCUGACCUCUCCAGACGGCGAGCCCUGAUCAAUGAUGUCCUUCCGAAAGGUGACCGGAACAAAAUGAUUCUGGUAAAUGCGCCACUGGCCGAGCUAUCCGGUUACUCCAGUGCUCUGCGCACUAUUAGCUCGGGCACGGCCAGCAUGACCAUGCAACCGUGCGGCUUCUCCUCCAUGAACUCUGUGGACGAAACCCUGGCGGAGCGGCGUGCCCAAGGCCUGGAAUAAAGGAAUGAAUAUUGUUAACUAGUUGUAAAAUCGUCGCAAACCAGCAGGCGGGGUGUCAGAUGCUUUCCCUUAGCUGGGUCCGAUCUGUUUGUGUGUGUGAUCGUCAUCCUUUUAGCAAUAUAGAUAUUUUGAGGACUCAA
Molecule: messenger RNA, 2397 nt
Organism: Drosophila serrata
Lineage: Eukaryota; Metazoa; Arthropoda; Insecta; Diptera; Drosophilidae
Gene: mRRF2
Product: mitochondrial ribosome recycling factor 2
Biological process (GO): mitochondrial translation; ribosome disassembly
Cellular component (GO): mitochondrion
Molecular function (GO): GTPase activity; GTP binding
Source: RefSeq, a predicted model, not a curated record